GCUAUGCAUAAUGAUUGUGAACCCAUAAGACCCCGUUAUCUUCAUGGAUACAGUCCAACUCAGGAUAGCACAGACCUUCUAGAUACUAUCUCUGUUGCUGUUCACAUGCUUAAUGGAAAAGAAACAAUGCACCUAAACAUUUCCAAACACAAGCUUUGAUGGUGGCAUUAGACAGUGUACUAGCUGGGGUCUGGAAAAUAUCAAGCCGAGUAUUCCAGUCUAAAAAGAAUGAGGGGAGGGGGCCCUGGCUGCUACGAAGUCGCGUCAGUUCUAGCUGUAUCCGUGUGAUUGGUGAGGUUUCUUUUGUUCCUCCCUUGUUCGGACUUUCUCUAUCUUGUGUGCAGGUUUAGAUUUCACUGAAUUUGGAAAAAGUUUUGUGCGUCGUGUCCCCUUCAAUAUAUUCAAUAAGUAUUAUGGCAUGAGCCUGGAGCAAAAGUCUUGAUGUAGAUAAUUAAGCAUUAUGGAUCACAGUUACAUUUUGCAGGAGAUGUAAUAAAGCAGACCCCCCACCCCCAAAACAAAAAGUUGGCGAAGACAUUCUGGAUGUGAAGAUAGGAAUCUUAGGAAAUCCCUCCUAAACGGAGUACACCACUUGGACACGAUCUGGGAUUUGGAAUGCCUCUCAUCCAGUCUAACAUGUCAACAUAUUCUAGCAAUUUUCUGCUGGUUCCUAUACCGGAGUUCCCGGUCUUAGAUUGUUCUCCAAAUAAAACUAUCAAGAUCGUUGUGCUCGGAGGUAGUGGCGUGGGAAAGACAGCACUUGUGGUACGAUUCCUCACCAAACGGUUUAUUGGCGACUAUGAGAGCAACACAGGAGCCUUGUAUUCAAGAAAAUUCAACUUGGAUGGAGAACAGAUUUCACUACAAGUUCAAGACACUCCUUUUGUGUCUCUCCAGGACGAUAAUGACAGCAUUUGCUGUCAAGAACAAAUUAACCGUUCCAUAUACUGGGCAGAUGGAUUUGUUUUUGCCUUCUCCAUUACUGACUACAGCAGUUCGAGAGUCAUUCAGCCCCUCUAUCAACACAUUCGGAAGAUACACCCUAGUGGAAAUAUUCCAAUUAUUGUUAUUGGGAACAAAGGCGACCUUCUCCGAGCAAGGCAGGUAUCAACCAAGGAAGGAAUCCAGCUUGCCAGUGAGCUAAGUGGGAUGUAUUUUGAAGUUUCAGCCAGAGAGAAUUAUGAAGGAGUUUAUGAUGCAUUCCAUCAGUUGUGCCAGGAAGUCAGCAGGGCGAUCAGAAACAGCAAUGGUGAAAAGAGAAGGGGACUGCAUUUUGUUCGUCCCAAGUCGCCCAACAUGCAAGACUUAAAACGAAGAUUCAAGCAAGUCUUAUCUUCCAAAGUGAAAUCUGCCACAUCGCUCUGACAAAUGCCUUAUGAACAGUGCAAAUAUAUAAGAAUAUUUAUAAAUAUAUUUAUUUUUUUAGAAAGAGCAAUAUUUUAAAACCAAACUUCCUGUUUACCAUUAGUAUGUGUUCUGCACUUAUGUUUAAUUCAAUAAGACUACGACGUUAAAAUUUUUUUUCACAUAAGACAUACUGCUAACUUCUGCUAUUCAGCAACCAGAAUACAAUAUGGCUGCCAUGUAGGUGUAGCUAGCUGUAAAAGAAACAUAAAAAUGGAAUCAGUCAAAAGGCAUACAUUGGGCUAGCAACCAUUUGGGAAAAUCGUUUGCCAAACAAAACUAUUCUAAAUUAACACAAGUGCUAGUGUUGUAAAAACAGUAAUAUGGUUAAAUUAAAAGUGUGCAGGUUAGUAAUUAUUUGGUAGUCUGCAGCAGGAAGCUUCUUAUUCACUAUAUAAAUUUAGUGAUUACUUAGAGAUAUUUACAAAUGCCAGAUGAGUUUUACUCUUCCAGUGGUGUGUUACUCAAACAGCCAAAGGGGUACCAUUUAAGCAUCAGUUAUUAUACUCAUUUGACCUGCACAACUUAACAAGUGCCACCCUUUCUUUUCUUUUGUAUUGUUAUAGUUAUUUUAAUGCCCUAAUACAUGAAGGCCAUAGAUGACCAUUCAUCUCAGUACUAGACUGGAAACACUUUUCCUAUUUUUUGUUUCCUUCCAAGUCCGUAACAUUUCAUUACUGAGUCUGUUCAUCUAAGUGUGAAAAUACACAUUCCUGGUUUAUGAAGUCACUUUUGAGAUCAGAAAAUGGCGAGGAUAACCCUUAUUUCAUACCCCAUGAUAAAGAAGAAAAUUCUUAAUGAACAUGCAUGAAUUAAACUUAAGAUGUGCCAUAGAAUGGCAGGGGGUCAGUGUAAGUACGUUUUAUAUAACUAUCUCAAACAGUGUUCAUUUUGAAAGAAAGGACAGCUCAGAAUUACAAACAGUUUAAAGGUUAUUACACUUCUGGACAUAGCAUUUGAGUAACCGAUGGAAACUUUAAACUUCCUUGUCAUUUCCUGCAUUUCACAGCUCUCCUGGGGAAAAAUGUUUUUUUAUUAUCACAUACGACUAUCUGUCUGUUUCUUAGUAACAAAAUGUGCUUUCAUAAAGUUAACUACUUUUUACAAACUGUACUACAAUAAUUGUCUUUCUUACACUUCCACUUUUGAAGUGUAGGAUACUGAAGUUUGACUUCAUUUUUUGUAUGAAAACAUAUUAAAUCUAGUAAAGUGUUCUCUUCAGAUUGCUUUUUUCCUUUAGUAUUUAGUAGAAACCUGACUGCCCUGGUGCUUGAAUAUUUUGGCUCCUACUUAUCAUUAAGGCAGUUUAAGGUCAGUGCAAGCUAUCUGUUCUUGGGGAAUACUUCUGACCUACUUUCUUUACUGCUGUGAGGACACAAACACAUGCACCUUUCAGGUUUAUAGUGACAUAUUUGGUAAAAUACUCUUGGGUAGAGGGAGGCAGGUGCCAAGCAUAUUUCAUCAUUGCUUUAUAAAGAAGUUGUCUGGCUUAAACCUUGAUUCCUAUGUGGUAAGAUGGGUAGUCAGCUGGCUUAAUGACAGAACUCAUGCAUGUAGUAGAUUCCUCCUAAACAGAGAGAGGGUGACCAGCAGUGUUCUCUGGGGAGUGGUGCUUGGCAUUUAUUUCUCUGACUUCAAAACUGAAAGCAAGACCUCUGGCUGACCAAAUUUGCUGACAGCUGAAACUGGGUGUAAUUGACAAAACCCUCUGAAGAUGUUCAUACCCUCCCAAAUAAGACCUGCAGCACUGACAGCACACCAUUAUCAAGUGAAAGAGAAGUUAGUGAUCAGGGCACCUGGGUAGAUAAUGCCCUCUCCUCUGAUCACCAUAUGGUUUCCACAGUCAGGAAAUCUUUCUGUAUUUCACAACUAUAAAGACAUCAUCUAAAUCCAAGGAAGUGAUGUUCUCCUAUAGUGAAUUCUGGUCAGAUCUAUUAUUGAAUAUCAUAUUUCCUUUGGCAUGUACCUCACUAGAUAUAUUAAAAAACUAGAAAAGCCUUAAAGGCUCCUAACCAAAAGAUUUCUGCUCUCAGGAAUAUUAGCUACUAGGACAGAACUGAAAGACUUGCCACUAUACUCUGUGUCUUAUACACUCCUGAAGGGUGAUUUGCCCCUUCCCUACCUUUUCAUUAGAGAUCCAGUUAUCCUUGACCUCCUUUCUGUCAGUAAUUCUAAAAGUACAGCUAAAACUAGAACCACAGAUGUUAACUUACAUUAGCAAAUAAAUAAAACAUGAUAGAAGGAUAGGUUCAUCUCCCAGCAUCGCCCCCUGGUCUGAAAUAAACCUCCUCUAUAAUUCAAGCAAUAUGACUGUCUUCCUUUAAACAUAUUAUGGAUGACUGGAUGAGUACCCUUAAAUUUACACUGGGACUAACAGGGUGAUUAGUUGGCAAGACACACAUGAUGAUCAGCUAGAUUUCCCUUGUAUAUCCUAUGAUCCUAUAUGUCUGCAUCAUGUGGAAACAUACCUCUCAACUGUCCAGAUUUUUGCCUCAUAUUUUUGGUCUGUUCCUCAUAAAAUUUGUGUUUUUCAGGCAAAUCUCUGAGGACUGAAGUCAGUAAAUAAUGACAGACAUUUGAGUUUCAAACUUCAUAUCCAUUAGAACAUGAAUGACAAUACAAGACCUGUUAUUCUAGCAACUUUCUAAGUUUAUAAGAGCAAUAUUUAAAAUUUGUCCAAAUUUUUGGGUCUUGGUCCCCUAUUAUUUUUGCCCUCGUUCAGAUUUCUUGUUAUAAGAGGUUGAGAGGUAGGCUUGGAAAUGAAACAUACAUGAUACCCAUCUGUUUCUGCAUUGACACUCUCUUCACCUAGCCAAUAAUAAAGAAAUAAACUCUUCUUCCUUUGCCUCUUUUCAACUGCAGUUGUUAAUGUUCAUCCCAUGCCUGACACUGAAUUCUGUUUAAACAUCCUACCAUUUUCAAAAUGUGUUAUUGUCCCUGACCAGCUGUAUAGAAUGCUCCAGCUGAUACUGAGUAUUACUCAUCUUUUCAUGUACUGUCUAUCCCAUCUAAACCAAGAAGACAAGUAAAAUGUUCACUCAAAAGUUAGGGUACCUGUGCACAUCUCAAACACACACAAAUAUCUAAUUGCUAAGGAGUGGUCAUUGUCUAUUAUUAAUGCAGAAUUUCGUACCAUUAACAUUUUUAUAUGCAAAAAACACAAUUCUUAGAAUCCAGUGCCAUCUGAACAACUCCUUUUGUACAAUUCUCAACUUAAUCUUCUGUAUGGUAAUUACCAUCCAGGGACUACUUUUAGAAUUUCUUCUGCAUUGUAAGCACAUUUCUUUUUGUCAGUAAAAUGAUAAUUAAAGUUGCUCAGUAAGCAUUGUUAGAAAUUUCAGUGCAAUAGUUUUAAUCAGCAUCAAAUGUCACCAUCUUAUGAUUUUCAUAGUUUUACUUCAAGUUUUCUUCAGAAACCAAAUAUAAACUCACAUCCUGAAAAUGCUAAAUGACUAUUUUGCUUUCAAAAGAGUAGCUUCAACCUCUUUAAAAUUGUGUUUUUGACAGUAUGUAUAGCCUACCACUAGAUAUAUGGACUACAAGAAAAGACAUUCUGAAAUGCUGUGGUCAGGAAAAAAGAAGGCAACAAUGUUAUAAAGAUACUAUGACAUUUUAAUUACAGGAUAAGGAGUGUUUCAGUUUUUAACAUUUUUCCUAAAUUUUUAAAAAGGAUGAUUUUUCAUCCUAUACUUAGGUAUAAAAUAUCUUUUCUUCAAAUGUCAUGUAACUGUAUCUGUCACAAAGUAUGAUUUCAUCAAAGAGCUAAUAGUUUAGCUAUUCCUGCACUGUCAUUGUAUGGCAAAAACUGAGUUUUUCUAAUAAAACAAACAAAAAAAACUCAAUGUAA
Messenger RNA from Protopterus annectens (West African lungfish), 5251 nucleotides. Its product is annotated as ras-like protein family member 11A-like. Lineage: Eukaryota; Metazoa; Chordata; Ceratodontiformes; Protopteridae. The transcript has 4 exons. The record is from RefSeq and is a predicted model, not a curated record. Gene Ontology annotation, molecular function: GTP binding; GTPase activity. Bases 616 to 1365 code for a protein of 249 amino acids.